AUGGAGGAACUGGUGGGGCUGUGUGAAGGCUCCUCCGGGAAGCCGGUGACUCUGCAAGAGCUGUGGGGUCCAUGUCCACGCAUCCGCCGGGGCGUCAGAGGGGGCCUGGAGUGGCUGAAAAAGCGCCUGUUCCGCGUGGGUGAGGACUGGUACUUCCUGAUGGCCCUCGGGGUGCUCAUGGCUCUCAUCAGCUACGCCAUGAACUUCGCUAUCGGGCGUGUGGUCAGAGCGCACAAAUGGCUGUACAGGGAAGUUGGGGACGGCCACCUGCUCCGGUAUCUCUCCUGGACUGUGUACCCUGUGGCCCUCCUGUCCUUCUCCUCCGGCUUCUCACAGAGCAUCACGCCCUUCUCUGGAGGGUCUGGACUCCCAGAGCUGAAGACCAUGCUGUCCGGUGUGGUCCUGGAGGAUUACCUAGACAUCAAGAACUUUGGGGCGAAGGUGGUGGGCCUCUCCUGCACCCUGGCAACAGGCAGUACCAUAUUCCUAGGCAAAGUGGGCCCCUUCGUGCACCUGAGUGUGAUGAUUGCUGCUUACCUGGGCCGUGUGCGCACUAAGACCAUCGGGGAAUCUGAGAACAAGGCCAAGGAAAUUGAAAUGCUGGCGGCUGCAGCUGCGGUGGGCGUGGCCACAGUCUUCGCAGCCCCCUUCAGUGGUGUUCUGUUCAGCAUUGAGGUCAUGUCCUCUCACUUCUCCGUCUGGAAUUACUGGAGGGGCUUCUUCGCUGCCACCUGCGGGGCCUUCAUGUUCCGCCUCCUGGCGGUCUUCAACAGUGAGCAGGAGACCAUCACCUCCAUCUACAAGACCAGUUUCCGAGUAGAUGUACCCUUUGACCUGCCUGAAAUCUUCUUCUUUGUGGCCCUGGGGGCCAUCUGCGGUGUCCUGAGCUGCGCCUACCUAUUCUGUCAGCGGAAUUUUCUCCGCUUCAUCAAGACAAAUCCGUAUACCUCCAAACUGCUGGCUACCAGCAAGCCCUUGUACGCAGCUCUGGCCUCCCUGAUCCUGGCCUCCAUCACCUAUCCGCCUGGUGUGGGCCGCUUCAUGGCUUCCCGGCUGUCCAUGGCGGAGCAUUUGCACUCUCUGUUUGACAACAACUCGUGGGCAUUGAUGACCCGGAACUCAUCCCCACCCUGGCCAGAGGAGCCAGAUCCCCAGAACCUGUGGUUUGAAUGGUACCACCCACAGUUCACCAUCUUUGGGACUCUGGCCUUCUUCCUGGUCAUGAAGUUCUGGAUGCUGAUUCUGGCCACCACGAUACCCAUGCCUGCUGGGUACUUCAUGCCCAUAUUCAUCAUUGGAGCUGCCAUCGGGCGCCUCUUAGGAGAGGCCCUGUCUAUCGCCUUCCCAGAGGGCAUCGUGGCUGGAGGUGAGAUCAACCCCAUCAUGCCUGGAGGCUAUGCUCUGGCAGGUGCUGCUGCCUUCUCGGGGGCAGUGACCCACACCAUCUCCACGGCGCUGUUGGCCUUUGAGCUGACUGGCCAGAUUGUUCAUGCUCUGCCCGUGCUGAUGGCAGUGCUGGCGGCCAACGCUGUCUCCCAGAACUGUCAGCCCUCUUUCUAUGAUGGUACCAUCAUGGCCAAGAAACUGCCAUACCUGCCAUGGAUUCGUGGCCGCAAGAUUGGUUCCUACCCUGUGACUGUGGAACACUUCAUGAACUGUACCCUCACCACACUGGCCAAGGACAUGCCCCUGGAGGAGGUAGUCAAGGCUGUGACCUCCACAGAUGUGGCUCAGUACCCCUUGGUGGAAACCAGAGAGUCUCAGACCCUGGUGGGCAUUGUGGAAAGGACUCACUUGGUGCAAGCCCUCCAGACUGAGCCAGCUUCCUGGGCCCCAGGCCAACAGCGCCUUCUCCAGGACAUCUUGGCUAGUGGCUGCCCCACACAGCCAGUGACCCUGCAAUUGUCCCCAGAGACCUCCCUGUAUCAGACACACAGCCUCUUUGAGCUGCUGACCCUUCAGACGCUGUUCGUGACAUCACGGGGCAGAGCUGUGGGCUCUGUGACCUGGGUAGAGCUGAAGAAAGCGAUUUCCACCUUGAUCAACCCACCAGCCCCCAAGUGAGCCAACCUGGGGAUUGGAAAAAGGACCCGGCUGCCUGCUUCCUGAGGCGGCUGCACAAAGCCCCACCCCUCUUCUCUCCCUACCCCACCCCUCCAGCCCAGCUCAGGCCCUCAGUGCAGCAGGCAGCUAGCUUUACCAGCCUGAACAGGGCUCCACAUUCAUUAUGCCCCCCCCCCCCCCCGAGGGGACAAAGGAAAGAAAAAAUUCUCACCCUGGUGGAUGUGCCUUCUGAGAUUAUCUAUUCCCCAGCAGUAACUCCUGAGAAAAAUAAAGCUGAGGCCCAGAGCCACGGUUCACUCCUGUUAUCCCUCCCUCAAGAGUAUGCAUUUGGCCCCUUGGGUUCUAGUGUUGGCCUAGGUUAAGCUUUUGGGGCAUCUGGUGCCCACAAGGGCAUCGUAGGCUGGGCCUGGGGCUCUUCAGCUUCCACACCUUAGCAGGGAGGUGGAGGGAAGAGAAGGUCCCUACUAGGUCUUAUGACACUUGGCCUCACGUAUAACAGGACCUUGGGGGUGAGGUUCUGCCUUCCAGACUCAGUUUCCCUGGCUGUGGUUCCGCUGGUAAAGUGGGGUCUCUGGGUGUGGCUUUUGGGGGACAAGAAGACACCCUGGGCCUCCUCCUUUGAGGCC
Messenger RNA from Peromyscus californicus insignis, 2690 nucleotides. Its product is annotated as chloride channel protein ClC-Ka. The record is from RefSeq and is a predicted model, not a curated record. Gene Ontology annotation, biological process: chloride transport; transmembrane transport. The transcript has 19 exons. Gene Ontology annotation, molecular function: voltage-gated chloride channel activity. Bases 1 to 2064 code for a protein of 687 amino acids. Gene Ontology annotation, cellular component: membrane. Lineage: Eukaryota; Metazoa; Chordata; Mammalia; Rodentia; Cricetidae.